Messenger RNA from Nematocida parisii ERTm1, 1605 nucleotides. RefSeq names its product lysyl-tRNA synthetase. Gene Ontology annotation, cellular component: cytoplasm; cytosol. Gene Ontology annotation, biological process: lysyl-tRNA aminoacylation. The record is from RefSeq and is a predicted model, not a curated record. Bases 1 to 1563 code for a protein of 520 amino acids. NCBI's taxonomy places the organism in Eukaryota, Fungi, Microsporidia. The transcript has a single exon. Gene Ontology annotation, molecular function: tRNA binding; lysine-tRNA ligase activity; ATP binding.
AUGAAAGAAGAAACCAGUAGAUAUAAAUAUCUAGAAAGCAAAGCAGCUGCAGGAGAGUUGCUAUACCCAUACGACUUUAAGGAAAGCAUGCCAAUUAAAGAGAUUAUUCGAGUGGUUGAAGAAAACAAGCUUACGCCUGAAAACAUAGAUAAAAGCGAGUAUGCCACAAAGCGUAUAACAACUGCUGGAAGAGUUCUUGCUAUUAGAUCAAUAGGAAAAAUAUCUUUUAUACGGAUAGAGUCAGGCGGUCUUUCUAUGCAAAUUAUAUAUAAAGACAAGUGUAAAGAAGUCUUUAGAGGAGACAUAGUAGGUGUAGAAGGAGCUAUUGGGUACAGCAAGAAGGGAGAGCUGAGUGUUCUGAGCAACAAUAUGCGGGUUCUUUCUCCAUGUCUGCACAUUUAUCCUACAGUGCACUAUGGGCUAAAGGAAACAGAGCUACGAUACAGGCAGAGAUAUCUAGACUUGGUGCUGAACAAAAACAGCUUGGACCGAUUUGUGGCACGUAACAAAAUCAUUAGCUUUAUAAGAAAAUUCCUGGACAGCAAAGACUUCAUGGAGGUAGAAACCCCAAUGAUGCACAUUAUCCCAGGAGGGGCUGCUGCAAAACCGUUUACCACAAAGCUAAACGAGAUGAACAUGGACUUAAGUUUAAGAAUAUCACCAGAGCUUCACUUAAAAACUCUUUUAAUAGGAGGAAUACCUCGUGUAUAUGAAAUUGGAAGGCAGUUCAGAAAUGAAGGAAUUGAUGCCACUCACAAUCCAGAGUUUACUACCUGCGAGUUUUAUAUGUCCUAUGCAGACUACAAUGACGUUCUCCAGAUAACUGAGGAAAUGCUCAGCCAGAUGGUCAUGGAGAUAUUUGGAACGAAGAUAAUUGAAUACACCGCACAAGGAAACGCAGAUGGCUCUGAUAGCGCAGAUGCCAAGAAAAUAAGAAUAGACUUUACAACUCCAUUUAAGAGAGUAGACAUUCUAGGAGAGCUAUCAAAGAAGCUAGGUGUAGAGAUAACUGGAGAUAUUCUAGAGACAGAAGAAGGAAGGCUCUUGCUUGAUGAUCUGUGCCGUAAGAAUAACAUCAGAUGUAACAAUCCUAGAACCACCAGCAGACUUCUUGAUAAGCUGGUAGGCGAGUAUUUAGAAAGCGAGUGUAACAACCCAACUUUCUUGAUGAAUCAUCCAAAGAUAAUGUCUCCACUUGCAAAAGAGCAUAGAAGCAGAAAGAACAUCACAGAAAGAUUUGAGCUGUUCAUUCUAGGAAAAGAAGUCUGCAAUGCAUACACGGAGCUGAACGAUCCAUUCGAUCAAAGAAGAAGAUUUGAGCAGCAGGCACAAGAUAAGAGUGCUGGGGAUGAUGAAGCCCAAGAAAUUGAUGAAGACUUCUGCACUGCAAUGGAAUAUGGCCUUCCACCAGCAGGAGGUUGGGGAAUUGGAAUAGAUAGACUAGUCAUGAUGCUAACCGGUGCACAGAACAUUAGGGAUGUACUUUUCUUCCCAACAAUGCGCCCACAAUCAAAGCAAGCCAUAAAAGAAAAAGAAGAUGUGCCAGAAAAGGAAAAGAAAUAGUCUAGAUUUGCUAUAAAAACCAGACUACCUGCUUAAAUAAAG